CUGCUGUCACACCCAGCAGGUAACGCUCCCUAAAAUCCUCUGCAGAAAUUUUGGGACUUUUCACUAAAUCAUAGAAGAUUUACCUUUUUCUCUCUUGGGAGCCAAGGAUGUUUUAGAGAAGAAUUAAUCUUUCGUUUCUCCAGUUGAACAUUUCUUAGCCGUAAGAGCCAUGCAAAUAGAGCUGGCCACUUGCUUCUUUCUGUGCCUUUUGCCUGUCAGCUUUAGUGCCACCAGAAGAUACUACCUGGGCGCAGUUGAACUGUCCUGGGACUACAUGCAAAGUGAACUACUCAGUGAGCUCCACAUGGAUACAAGGUUUCCUCCUGAAGUGCCAAGAUCUUUUCCAUUCAACACCUCAGUCAUAUACAAAAAGACUGUCUUUGUAGAGUUCACGGAUCACCUUUUCAACACUGCCAAGCCCAGGCCACCAUGGAUGGGUCUGCUGGGUCCUACCAUUCGGGCUGAGGUUUCUGACACAGUGGUCAUUACACUUAAGAACAUGGCUUCUCAUGCGGUCAGUCUUCAUGCUGUUGGUGUUUCCUACUGGAAAGCAUCUGAAGGUGCUCAAUAUGAGGAUCAGACCAGCCAAAGGGAGAAGGAAGAUGAUAAAGUCAUUCCUGGUGACAGUCAUACCUAUGUCUGGGAGGUCCUGAAGGAGAAUGGCCCAAUGGCCUCUGACCCACCAUGUCUCACCUACUCCUAUUUUUCUCAUGUGGACCUGGUGAAAGACCUGAAUGCAGGUCUCAUUGGAACCCUCCUGGUUUGUAGAGAAGGGAGUCUGGCCAAAGAAAGGACACACGAAUUUGUACUACUUUUUGCUGUAUUUGAUGAAGGAAAAAGUUGGCAUUCAGAAACAUAUGAGUCCUCCACACAGGCUACCAAUCCUGCAUCUGCUCGGCCCCGGACUGAAAUGCACACAAUCAAUGGCUAUGUAAACCGGUCUCUUCCAGGUCUGAUCGGAUGUCACAAGAAAUUGGUCUAUUGGCAUGUGAUUGGAAUGGGCACCGCCCCCGAAGUGCACUCAAUUGUCCUUGAAGGUCACACAUUUCUUGUGAGGAACCAUCGACAGGCCUCCUUGGAGAUCUCACCAAUAACUUUCCUUACUGCUCAGACACACCUGAUGGACCUUGGCCAGUUUCUACUGUUUUGCCAUAUCUCUUCGCACCAACAUGAUGGUAUGGAAGCUUAUGUUAAAGUGGAUAGCUGCCCAGAGGAACCCCAACUACGGAAGAAAAAUAAUCAAGAAGAGGAAUAUGAGGAUGAUGAUACUUAUGACCCUGACAUGGAUUUUGUCAGGUUUGAUGAUGAUGACCCUUCUUCCUUUAUCCAAGCCCGCUCAGUUGCCAAGAAGCAUCCUAAAACUUGGGUCCACUAUAUUGCUGCUGAAGAGGAGGACUGGGACUAUGCUCCCUCAGUCCCCUCCCCCAAUGACAGCAGUUAUAAAAGUCUAUAUUUGAAUAAUGGUCCUCAGCGGAUUGGUAGAAAGUACAAAAAAGUCCGAUUUAUGGCAUACACAAAUGAAACAUUUAAAACUCGUGAAGCUAUUCAAUAUGAAUCAGGAAUCCUGGGACCUUUACUUUAUGGAGAAGUUGGAGAUACGCUGUUGAUUGUAUUUAAGAAUCAAGCAAGCCGACCAUAUAACAUCUUCCCUCAUGGAAUCACUGAUGUCAGGCCUUUGCAUGAAGGGAGAUGGCCAAAAGGUGUGAAACAUCUGAAAGAUAUGCCAAUUCUGCCAGGAAAUAUAUUCAAGUACAGAUGGACAGUGACUGUAGAAGAUGGGCCAACUAAAUCAGAUCCUCGGUGCCUGACGCGAUAUUAUUCAAGCUUCGUUAAUCAAGAGAGAGAUCUGGCUUCAGGGCUCAUUGGCCCUCUCCUCAUCUGCUACAAAGAAUCUGUAGAUCAAAGAGGAAACCAGAUGAUGUCAGACAAGAGAAAUGUCAUCCUGUUUUCUAUAUUUGAUGAGAACCGAAGCUGGUACCUCACAGAGAAUAUGCAGCGCUUCCUCCCCAAUGCAGAUGCAGUGCAGCCCCAGGAUCCAGACUUCCAGGUUUCCAACAUCAUGCACAGCAUCAAUGGUUAUGUUUUUGAUAGUUUGCAGCUGUCGAUUUGCUUGCAUGAGGUGGCUUACUGGUACAUUCUAAGUGUUGGAGCACAGACUGACUUCCUUUCUGUCUUCUUCUCUGGAUAUACCUUCAAACACAAAACAGUCUUCGAAGACACACUUACCCUAUUCCCGAUGUCCGGAGAAACUGUCUUCAUGUCAAUGGAAAACCCAGGUCUGUGGGUUCUGGGGUGCCACAACUCAGACUUUCGGAACAGAGGCAUGACAGCCUUACUGAAGGUUUCUAAUUGUAACAACAGAAACACUGGUGAUUAUUACGGGGAUCGAUAUGAAGACAUUCCAACUUCCUUGCUGGAUGAAAAUUAUGUCAUUGGACCCAGAAGCUUCUCCCGGAAUUCAAGGCACCCCAGCACUAGGCAAAAUCAAUUUAGAGGCACUGCAACUCCAGAAAAUGAUAUGGAGAAGAUUGAGCUUUGGUCUGGAGAGAGAACACCACUGCAUGAAGUACAAAGUGUUUCCUCUGAUGAUUUGUUGAUGCUCUUGGGACAGAACCCUACUCCACAUGGAUUAUCCUUAUCUGAUCUCCAAGAAGCCACAUACGAGGCUGAUGAUCAUUUACCUGGACCAAUAGAAAGAAACAAAGGCCUAUCUGAAAUGGCACAUCUCAGGCCAGAGCUCCAUAACAGUAGGGACAGAGUAUUUACUCCUGAGCCAGAACUACAAUUAAGAUUAAACGAGAAUUUGGGGUCAACUAUAAAAGUAGACUCAGAGAAACUUGAUUUAACAAUUUCUAAUUUAUCAAGCAAUCUAAUGACUUUACCAACAAUUCCGUCAGAAGAGUUGACAGCAGGUACUGAAAAGACAGGUUCCUUAGGACCCACAAAUAUGCCAGUUCACUUUAGUAAUCAAUUAGGCACCAUUGUAUUGGACAAAAAUGCAUCUCUCCUUAUUGGGUCUGGUGUGCCUUUGGACUUAAGUAAGGGAGAUAAUGAUUCCAAGUUGUUAGAAGCAGCUUUAAUGAAUAGUCAAGAAAGUUCACUAGGAGAACAUAUAUCAUCAAUGGAGAGUGAUAGGUUAUUUAAAGAGGAAAGAGUCCAUGAACCUACCUCACUGACCAAAGAUAAUUCUUCAUUUAAAAUUAAUGUCUCUUUAGUAAAGACAAACAAGGCACCAGUUAACUCAACAAUGAAUAGAAAGACUCACAUUGAUGGCCCAACAUUAUUAAUUGAGAAUAGUACAUCAGUCUGGCAAGAUAUUACAUUAAAAAGUAAUGAUGAGGUUCAAGAAGUGACUUCUUUGAUUCCUGAUGAAACGCUCAUGGACAAAAAUACUGCAGCUUUGGGGCUAAAUUAUGUGUCAAAUAAAACUACUUCACCAAAAAGUAUGGAAAUGGACCACCAUAAAAAAGAGGGCUCUGUUCCAGUAGGUGCAGAAAAUCCAGAUACAUCCAUCUUGCCAGAUUCAGCAAAUUGGAUGAAAAAGACCCAUGACAAUAACACUCUAAGCUCUGGACAGAGGCCUGAUCCAAAGCAAUUGAUACCUUUAGGAUCAGAAAAACCUGUGAACGGUCAGAAUUUCUUGUCAGAGAAGAAUAAAGUGGUAGUAGAAGAGGAUGAGUUUACAAAGAACCAGGGACUCAAAGAGAUGAUUUCUCCAAACAGUAAAGGCAUAUUUUUUACUAACUUGACUAAUAGCCAAGAAAACGAUACACACAAUCAAGCGAAACUAUCCCAGGAAGAGAGAGGAAUGAAGGAAGAAUUAAUCCAAGAGAACGUAGUUUUGCCUCACGUGUAUACAGUGAAUGGCACUAAAAAUUUGCUGAAGGACCUUUUCUUAUUAAGCACUAAGCAAAAUGUAGACGGUUUAAAUGAGGGCACAUAUACUCCAAUACUUCAAGGCCCCAGGUCAUUAAAUGAUUCAGCAACUAGAGCAGGGAUUCACAUGACCCAUUUCUCAAAAAUAAGGGAGGAAGCAAACUUGGAAGGCUUGGGAAAUCAAACAAAACAAGUGACAGAGAAGUAUCCAAGUCCUAAUCCAAGUCCACAGAAUGUUAUUGCUCAGCGUGGUAAGCGGGAUUUAAAACAAUUUAGACUCCCAACAGAAGAAAUAAAGCUUCAAGGGGGUGUAAUUUUGAAUGACGCCUCAACCCAGUGGUCCAAAAACAUGAAAUAUUUGACCCAGGACGCCCUCACACAGAUAGAGUACCAUGAGAAGAAGAAAAGGGCCAUUACUCAGUCCCUCUUACCAGAUUUUUCUAUGAGAAGUCAUGGCAUCAAUCAAACAGACGGCUCUGCAUUACCCGUUGUAAAGGCAUCAGCAUUUCCAUCAAUUAGACCUACAGAUGUGACCAAGAUCCCACCCCAAGACAACCCUUCUCAUCUAGCACCAGCCUAUAGUUCUACCUUUAGGGAAAGGAGUUCUGGAGUCCAAGAAAGCAGUCCUUUCUUACAAGGAGACAAAAGAAAUCUCUCUUUAGCCUUCCUAAUGGAAAUGAUGAGAGGUCAAGAAAAUAUUAGCUCUCUGGGAGAAAGUGCUACAAACUCACUCAUAUACAAGAAACCUGAGGAUCCUGUUCUCUUGAAACCAGGCUUGUCUGAAGCAUCUGGCAAAGUGGAAUCACUUCCUGAAGUUCAUAUUUAUCAGGUAGACUCUUUGCCUACGAAAACUGGCAAUGGUUCUUCUGGCCACGGGGAUCUGGUAGAAGAGAUCUUCCUUCAGAAAACACAGGACGCUGUUAAAUUGAACAAAGUAAAUGGACCUGGAAAAAUGGCUUUUCCGAAACGGGCAGCCGAAAGCUCUGAAAAGACUCCCUCCAAGCUGCUAGACCUCUUUGCCUGGGAUAAUCAAUAUGCUACCCAGAUACCAAGAGAAGAGUGGAAAUCCCAAGAGAAGUCACAACAAAACAUAACUGUUAAGACAAAAGACACCAUUUCACCCCUAGACCCUUACGAAAACAAUCAUUCAAUAGCAGCAAUAAACGAAAGACAAGAUAAGCCCCAAAGUGAGGCCACCCGGGCAAAACAAGGUGGGACUGGAAGAUUGGGGCUUCAGAAUCCACCCGUCUUGAAACACCUUCAAAGGGAAAUAACCCCUACUCCUCUUCAGCCAGAGGAACAUGACAUUGACUAUGAUGAUACCUUCUCAAUGGAAACGAAGACAGAGGAUUUUGACAUAUAUGGUGAGAAUGAAAGUCAGGACCCUCGCAGCUUUCAAAAGAAGACACGACACUAUUUUAUUGCUGCAGUGGAGCAGCUCUGGGAUUAUGGAUUGAGCAAAUCCCCCCAUGCACCAAGAAACCAUGCAAUCGGAGCUCAGUUCAAGAAGGUGGUUUUCCAGGAAUUUACUGAUGGCUCCUUUACUCAGCCCUUAUACCGUGGAGAACUGAAUGAACACUUGGGACUCCUGGGGCCAUGUAUAAGAGCAGAAGUCGAAGACAAUAUCAGGGUAACUUUCAAAAACCAGGCCUCUCGUCCCUACUCCUUCUACUCCAGCCUUAUUUCGUAUGAGGAAGAUCAGAGGCAAGGAACAGAGCCUAGAAAAAAGUUUGUGGAGCCCAAUGAAACCAGAAUUUACUUUUGGAAAGUGCAACAUCAGAUGGCGCCCACUGCCGAUGAGUUUGACUGCAAAGCCUGGGCUUAUUUUUCUGAUGUUGAUCUGGAGAAAGAUAUGCAUUCGGGCUUGAUUGGACCGCUUCUGAUCUGCCGCGCCAACACUCUGAACCCUGCUCAUGGGAGACAAGUGACAGUGCGGGAAUUUGCUCUGUUUUUCACUAUUUUUGAUGAGACCAAGAGCUGGUACUUCACUGAAAACAUGGAAAGGAACUGCAGAGCUCCCUGCGAUAUCCGGAUGGAGGACCCUGCUUUUAAAGAAAAGUAUCGCUUCCGUGCGAUCAAUGGCUAUGUGAUGGAUACUCUACCUGGCUUAGUAAUGGCUCAGGAUCAAAGGAUCCGAUGGUAUCUGCUCAGCAUGGGCAGCAAUGAAAACAUCCAUUCUAUUCAUUUCAGUGGACACGUCUUCACUGUAAGGAAAAAAAAGGAGUACAAAAUGGCAGUCUACAACCUCUAUCCAGGGGUUUUUGAGACAGUGGAAAUGCUACCAUCCAAAGCUGGAAUUUGGCGGAUAGAAUGCCUUAUUGGCGAACACCUGCAAGCUGGGAUGAGCACUCUUUUCCUGGUGUACAACAAGCAGUGUCAGGCUCCACUGGGAAUGGCUUCUGGGCGCAUCAGAGAUUUUCAGAUUACAGCCUCAGGACAAUAUGGACAGUGGGCCCCAAAUCUGGCCAGACUUCAUUAUUCUGGAUCAAUCAAUGCCUGGAGCACCAAGGAUCCCUUUUCCUGGAUCAAGGUGGAUCUGUUGGCACCAAUGAUUAUUCACAGCAUCAUGACCCAGGGUGCCCGUCACAAGUUCUCCAGCCUCUACAUCUCUCAGUUUAUCAUCAUGUAUAGUAUCGAUGGGCUGAAGUGGCAGAGCUAUCGAGGGAAUUCCACUGGGACCUUAAUGGUCUUCUUUGGCAAUGUGGAUUCGUCUGGAAUAAAACACAAUAUUUUUAACCCUCCAAUUAUUGCUCGGUACAUCCGUUUGCACCCAACGCACUACAGCAUCCGCAGCACUCUCCGCAUGGAGUUGAUGGGCUGUGAUUUAAACAGCUGCAGCAUUCCACUAGGAAUGGAAAAUAAAACAAUAUCAGAUGCACAGAUUACUGCCUCCUCCUACUUAAACAAUGUGUUUGCCACCUGGUCUCCUUCACAAGCCCGACUUCACCUCCAGGGGAGGACUAAUGCCUGGAGACCCCGGGUGAAUAGUCCAGAAGAGUGGCUGCAAGUGGACUUCCGGAAGACAAUGAGAGUCACAGGAAUAACCACCCAGGGUGCGAAAUCUCUCCUUACCAGCAUGUAUGUGAAGGAGUUCCUCAUCUCCAGCAGUCAAGAUGGCCAUAACUGGACUCCGUGUCUUCAGAAUGGCAAAGUAAAGGUUUUUCAGGGAAAUCAAGACUCCCUCACACCUGUGGUGAUUUCGCUAGACCCACCGCUCCUGACACGCUACCUGAGAAUUCACCCCCGGAGCUGGGUGAACCACAUUGCCCUGAGGCUGGAGAUUCUGGGCUGCGAGACGCAGCAGCUGUCCUGAGCAGGACAAGAAAUACAGUAUGAGCCCUGCUGGCGUGGCUCAAUGGUUGAGCGUCAACCUAUGAACCCGGAGGUUACAGUUCGAUUCCUGGUCAGGGCACAUGCCCGUGUUCCAGGCUCGGUCCCCAGUGUGGGACAUGCA
Messenger RNA from Myotis lucifugus (little brown bat), 7330 nucleotides. It is a transcript of the gene F8, whose product is annotated as coagulation factor VIII. NCBI's taxonomy places the organism in Eukaryota, Metazoa, Chordata, Mammalia, Chiroptera, Vespertilionidae. The record is from RefSeq and is a predicted model, not a curated record. The coding region runs from base 170 to 7189 and encodes 2339 amino acids. The transcript has 26 exons. Gene Ontology annotation, molecular function: oxidoreductase activity; copper ion binding.